ACAGUCGGGGCGAUAGCAACGGAAAGCUGCUCAUCACCAGAGAGAACGGGACGGCUGAGAGAGCCCCUCCGUGCGAUAUAACUGGUAGCAGGACUGAUAUCCCACAUGAUACUGGUUUCUGUCUCCAGGUCUUUCUGAAGGUGGUCCAGCACAACCUGAUUCAGACAGCUCACACCGAACACACACCCAGCACAGCAGGAGGAUGGCGGUGAAUGUCUACUCCACCUCUAUGACCAUAGAGAACCUGAGUCGUCAUGACAUGCUGGCAUGGGUCAACGACUCCCUACAGUUCACCUACACAAAGAUCGAGCAGCUCUGUUCAGGUGCUGCAUACUGCCAGUUCAUGGACAUGCUGUUUCCAGGGUGCAUAUUGUUGAAGAAAGUUAGGUUCAAUGCUAAAUUGGAACAUGAAUACAUUCACAAUUUCAAGGUCUUACAGGCUGCGUUCAAGAGAAUGAAUGUGGACAAGAUCAUCCCGGUCGAGAGGUUGGUGAAGGGGAAGUUCCAGGACAACUUUGAGUUCCUUCAGUGGUUUAAGAAGUUUUUUGAUGCCAACUAUGACGGGAAAGAAUACGACCCUCUACUGUCACGGCAGGGCCAGGAGGGAACGCCGCCUCCGCCUAACCCAGGUCCCAUGAGAACAUCUCCCACAGCGCCGAAGAGUGUCCCCACCCCACAGAGGCAGAUCACAUUAGCAGCAGCUCGCAGGAGCACUCCCGUGACCCGUAAUGGAGGUGAUGCCGAGCUCCUAGAGCUCAACCAGCAGCUGCUGGACCUGAAGCUGACUGUAGAUGGACUGGAGAAGGAGAGGGACUUCUACUUUGGAAAGCUUAGAGACAUCGAGCUCAUCUGCCAGGAACACGAAAAUGAAAACAACGCAGUGCUCAGCAAAAUCAUAGACAUACUGUACGCUACAGAGGAGGGAUUUGCGCCUCCAGAGGAUGAUGAAAUUGACGAAGGAGCACGGGGAGACCAGGAGGAGUACUGAACUACUCCUCUUCUCUUCAUCAGCAUCAGUUUGUUCUCCUCCCACCUCUCAUCCUUUAACCUACCUGACCAUUAUUCUCAUCUAUCCCCCUCUUUUUUCCCCCCUUUUAUUUCACUUUUUACAUUCUCCCCUUACGUCUCCCAUUUUGUCUGUGGUUGUCCAUAUCCAUGACAACUUUGUUGUACGGCCUAGCUUCCCAAACUCUUACAAGCAAAGGACACUUAAGCCAGACCUGUCUGGACUAGAGCCCAGCAGCUUGGCUUGGCUUACUCGACGUAGUCUAACCUGUUACCAGAGGGGACAGCUGCACUACAGGGAUAGUUUAGCCUUCCUAGUCUAUCAAAGGUUUGAGGUUAAUAGCAGAGAGAUAACAGGGAUCUAGCACUUACAGCCUGGAGCCAUUCAGUGCUGUCAGUCAGUCUGUCUAAAGAGGCAGGUCACUUUCUGUCACCCUGCACUCUGAUUGGUGAUCACACAUAGACACACACACAUGCAUCAGGGUUCUCUGCAGAGUUUAUAUAUGAAACCACACAAUGUUUUCCACACAAUGUGAUUCGUUUGGGAUAUUUUUGCUGGAAAUUUCACACAGUGAGAUUCUAAAUGGCGUUAAGCCCCUUAGGAGAGAGGCCUGCACAUGCAUAUUUUUAUAUAUGCAUAUGAUGACCCGUGAACGUACAUUUAGAAUGCAGACAUAUCACAGACUUUGCACUGCUCACAUGUACAUGCAUAAAAAAAAGUCAUCAUUCUGAGGCAAAAAAAAUCAGUUUUUAUUCAUCAAGUUGUCCCACCAGAGAGGGUUUACUCAUGAAACUGCUCUGACAGCUUGUUUUUGAGACAGCAUGGUGUAUUUAUGUUUUUAUUUAUUUAUCUUUUUUUUUAAAUCUGCUCUAUAAAGUUUCUGAAAAAAUAUGUGGUUUUGGAUUUGGGGAAAUUUAAGGUCUUGCACUAAAUGUAGCGAAACAAACUGACUGAAAUGAUCCAAAAUGCCAAGAUGCAGUGACUGGCUGUUGCCAGAAAGAUACAGGAAGAUGCAAUUUUAUAUUUUGUAGAUUUGUUUUAAAGAGGUUUAUUUUUUAUUUGCACUGAAUUCCUCAAUGGCCAAGUCAGAGGCAUCAGUGUAAAAGCUAUUUACCAGACAAAUGUCAGGCUUUGAAUUCUAUGAAUGAACAAAUGUCUAAAAAAAAAAAAAAAAGGUAAGA
Messenger RNA from Xiphias gladius (swordfish), 2187 nucleotides. It is a transcript of the gene mapre3b, whose product is annotated as microtubule-associated protein, RP/EB family, member 3b. Gene Ontology annotation, molecular function: microtubule plus-end binding. Gene Ontology annotation, biological process: protein localization to microtubule plus-end; regulation of microtubule polymerization or depolymerization; spindle assembly. The record is from RefSeq and is a predicted model, not a curated record. NCBI's taxonomy places the organism in Eukaryota, Metazoa, Chordata, Actinopteri, Istiophoriformes, Xiphiidae. Gene Ontology annotation, cellular component: microtubule plus-end; cytoplasmic microtubule; microtubule organizing center. The coding region runs from base 203 to 988 and encodes 261 amino acids. The transcript has 8 exons.